UCCCUCACUCACUUUCUAACACUCUUCAGUGUACUUCCUCCAGUGCCAAAAAAGGAUACCGCUAAAGCCAGGGAAAAGGAGGGUGGGGGGUAAAAAAGAGAGGGGAGAAACCAGAAGAGGAAACCCCCUUGUUAGACUCCAUCAGUGCAUGUGCAUGAGUGUGUAUGUUGAAGCUGCAGAGGUUGCCCAGCAGAGCCACAGGGAUUUCUUUCCACCGCCAUGGGUGGCAACCUGCGGUGGCAAUGCAAGACAUACUGUGUCCUCAGCGAGGUGGAAAAUCCAACUGCGAGGACUAUCAUCUGUGACUGAGUGCGCACUGUCCACAACAAUGUGUACAUACUCAUGGAGAUGGUGAAUGCCUGGUUCGCUGAGCGCGUCCACUCCAUCCAGCCAUCUACCUCCAAAGAAAAUCCUGCACAGCAGCGAACCCACCAGUCCUCCACAGACCCCGCUCCCCCCUCCGCCUCCACCAUCCUCCCACCCACGCUCAGCCUUUUGGACAGCCGCUGCCCCUCCCCGGCCACAGUCCCCAGCCCAGCACCCGGCACCCCGACUCGCAAGAUCUCAGCAUCAGAGUUCGACCGGCCACUCAGACCUAUUGUAGUUAAAGACUCUGAGGGCUCUCUGACGUUUCUGAGCGACGCUGACCGCGAGACCGUCCCUCUACGGGGCUCGGUGAUGGGUGAGGGUGGUGUCAGUGGGGGAGGUAAUGGAGGUGGAUGCAGCGGGGAAGGUAGUGGCAGUGGGGGCGACCGCUGCGCCAGGCUGCUGGAGCUGGUGAAGGACGUGUCGAGUCAUCUGGAUGUGACAGCACUCUGCCACAAGAUCUUCCUCCACAUCAAUGAGCUGAUCGCCGCAGACCGCUACUCACUGUUCCUGGUGGGUGAGGACAGCUCCAACAGGAAGUUCUUGGUGAGCCGCCUGUUCGAUGUAGCCGAGGGAUCCACGCUGGAGGAGUCCUCCAGUAACUGCAUCCGGCUGGAGUGGAACAAAGGCAUUGUGGGACAUGUAGCUGCCACGGGGCAGCCGCUCAAUAUCAAGAACGCUUAUGAGGACCCCAGGUUCAAUGCUGAGGUGGACUUGAUCACAGGUUACAAAACCCAGAGCAUCCUUUGCCUGCCCAUCAAGAACCACAGAGACGAGGUAGUUGGAGUGGCUCAAGCUAUCAAUAAGAAAUGUGGGGAGGAUGGUGCCUUCACUGACCAGGACGAAAAGGACUUCUCAGCCUAUUUGGCCUUCUCAGGCAUUGUCCUGCACAACGCUCAGCUCUACGAGACAUCGCAGCUGGAAAACAGACGCAAUCAGGUGCUGUUGGACCUGGCCAGUCUCAUCUUUGAGGAGCAGCAGUGUCUGGAGGUUUUACUGAGGAAGAUCGCAGGAACCAUCCUGUCUUUUAUGCAGGCCCAGGCUUGUACCGUCUUCAUCGCUGACGAAGACUCCAUGAACUCCUUCUCCAGUGUCUUUCACAUGGAAUAUGAGGAGCUGGGUGAAGUCCUAGACGCCCCCAAAAGGGACUGUGAUGUCAGUCAGAUUAACUACAUGUACGCCCAGUAUGUUAAAAACACCAUGCUGCCUCUCAACAUCGCAGACGUCACCAAGGACCAACGCUUCCCCUGGACAAGUGAAAACCCAGAUCACACCAGCAACCAGAUAAAGAGCUUGCUCUGCACUCCCAUCAGGAAUGGCAAGAAGGACAAAGUCAUAGGUGUGUGUCAGUUGGUGAACAAAAUGGACGAAGCAUCAGGCAGCGUGAAGGCCUUCAACAGGAACGAUGAGCAGUUCCUGGAAGCUUUUGCAAUCUUCUGUGGCCUCGGCAUCCAGAACACACAGAUGUACGAAACAGUGGAGAGAGCCAUGGCCAAGCAAGAGGUCACACUGGAGGUCUUGUCCUAUCACGCCUCCGCCGCAGAGGAAGAAUCGCGGGAACUCCAGGUAACCGCGGUGGCCACAGUGCCGUCAGCCCAAUCAUUGCGUCUCCUGGACUUCAGCUUCAGUGACUUUGACUUGUCAGACACCGAAACCACGCUGGGUACUAUCCGCAUGUUUGUCGACCUCAACCUGGUCCAGAACUUCCAGAUGAAGUACACGAGUUUAUGCCAGUGGAUUCUGAGUGUGAAAAAGAACUACAGGAAGAAUGUGGCUUAUCACAACUGGAGGCACGCCUUCAACACCGCUCAGAGCAUGUUCGCCCUCCUCAAGUCGGGACGCUUACAGAAUAACCUGAGCGAUCUGGAGGUCUUGGCUCUGAUGAUUGCAACUCUCAGCCACGACCUGGACCACAGAGGAGUCAACAACUCCUACAUACAGAGGAGCGACCACCCACUGGCCCAGCUGUACUGCCACUCCACCAUGGAGCAUCACCACUUCGACCACUGCCUCAUGAUCCUCAACAGCCCCGGAAACCAGAUCCUGAGCAGUCUCUCCCUGGACGAGUACAAGGCCACUCUGAAGAUGAUCGAGAGGGCUAUUCUGGCCACUGACCUGGCCCUGUACAUGAAGAGGCGCGGGGAGUUCUUUGAGCUCACCAAGAACAGCCAGUUUGUUUGGGAGGACGAACAUCACAGAGACUUACUGAGGUCAAUGCUGAUGACUGCAUGUGACAUCUCGGCCAUCACCAAGCCCUGGCCAGUGCAAAAAAGGAUUGCAGAGCUGGUAGCCACUGAGUUCUUUGAACAGGGGGAUAAGGAGAGACGCGAGCUGAACAUUGAGCCCAGUGACCUGAUGAAUCGUGAGAAAAGAGAUAAGAUUCCCAGCAUGCAGGUGUCCUUCAUUGAUGCCAUCUGCACUCAGUUAUAUGAGACCUUGGCUGGCAUGUCGGAGUAUUGCUCCCCGUUGCUGGAAGGGUGUCAGAAAAACCGACAGCAUUGGAAGCGUUUGGCCGAGGAGUGCGAGAAGGGGCUGGUCAACGGCUUGGUGUGAUCCCAACACCAGUUCGGCUUUCAGUCAACACCAAUUUUCAGGGUUCGCCCUGUGCAACCUGGUCUCAUAAAACUUCAUGAAAUUAGCAUGAUACCUACAAGGACAAAUGAAUUAAUUUCCAUAUCAGGAAAAAAUGAUGUGUUGGGAAAACAAAAAGACCGAACAAAAAAAAGAUUGGUUUGUCAGUGAAAGGGAAGACCCCCUGCCCUUCAACUUUAGAAACCUUAGAGCAGAUUUUCUGACACUUAAAGAAUAAAUCCAGUUUCUUUUAAUCUGCCUUAUUUUUUCAGGCUUGUCCAUCCUUCCUCUCUGUAAUAAUAAGGUUCUAAUCACCAAGUUGAAUUGCUCAGAUCUGGGAAUGUGGCAGCAUCACUAAAGAAGACUAAGAACCAUGCCAAGAAGUCAGUCACAGCAGUGGUUUGAGGUAAAUGCUAAAAUAAAUUUGCUAACAGGUCUACAAAGGCAAUGCUAACAUGCUGAUAUUUAGGGUACUGUGGUGAGGUAUUAUACUAUUAUCACCAUUUUAGUGUUAGCAUUUGCUAAUGAGUCCUAAACACAAAGUACAGCUGAUAAUGAUGGAAAUGUCAUUAGCUUUACAAGCAUUUAGGCAAUAUUAAUUAAUUAAUUAGAAUGAAUUGUCUGGGAACCAUGAAUCAGUCUGUAAAGUAGAUGUGGUGGACCAACUGACAUACCAACAUUGCCAUCCAUUGAGCCAGGCCUUAGCAUUGCCUACAGGGUGUGAAAGUGGUGCAGUCAGCUAACCUGUGAGCAGACGCUCCGUGUUGUUAGCCAAGCUUAAAGCUAGCAAAACCUGAACCCAUAUAGUAAGUAUAUAUAUAUAUAUAUAUAUAUAUAUAUAUAAAAAUAAGGUGAACAACAAAAUUGCUAGUCAAAAUUUCUUGUGAACGUCCAUCACGGUUUACUAGACCUACUGUACGUGCUUUAAUUCUGCAAACUGUUUACAACUACUACUACUUUCUAAUUAUGUAACAGCUCAUUUCUCGCCCUGCUGGACUUACAUUGUUGUAGCAAUGUCACCAUGCUCCCAGAUCUCAGCAAUUACUUUAGUAAAUAAAUACCAUAACAGAUAGAAAUGAUGGCCAAAACUGCAAAAAUCUGACCCAAAUUGUCAUAUCCCUUAACAUAUAUCCAUAAACAAAUUGUUACAUCAUCUGAAUUUAACAAACUACUGAGACUGCAACUUUACGUUUAUAACACAUAAUCCUUGUUUCAGAGGUCGUGCUCAUUUCGCCAAGCUUUGUGAGACCCGUCUUCCUGUUGUCACCAUUCUUUCAUGGCUUUCACUCACCAGAGAAAAUAACAGAGUCAGCACUAAGCUAUAUUUAUUACCAUAGCCAUUUUUAUUUUUGCACAGAGUGGCUUUCAUCUUGAAGUCUCACUUACACUAUCUCUCACAGGUAGUGAAACAUAAGGGAACACUGAAUGGUAAGACAUAGAUCCCUGGGGAUCAGCACCAUUCCAGUGGGAUACAGAUAUUGUACUAUAUCUUUACAUAGUGUCACAAUAAUCUGAUAAGCUUGUUAAAUAUGUCUUCGUUCACAGCACACACACUAAAAGGGUUUUGAGUCUUUUGUAACAUUUUUUUCACUCAUUGUCUUAACUAUUGCAUAUUUAUUUUUGUUUUAUAUAUUUAUUAGAGUUUCUAUAUUGUAUGUCAUCCUUUUAUCAAGAGCACACAAUUCUUUAUAUAGGAAAUGUAGUUUUCAUACUUUAAAAAAAAAAAUCCCAUCUCUGCUUUUUUGAAGGACCUUUCGUAGUAACAACUCUUUCAGAUGACAUUUGGAAAUGAAAUGUUUUGUGUUUUUUUUUUUUUUUUUUCAAAAUGUAAAAGAGCCAAAGACUAGGCCUGCAAUUUCAAAGGGAAAUGGGUCUAGAUUUUUCCACUGCCUUGUUGUGAUAAAAUAGGACCAAUUCACAAUUAAAAGACAAAAAAACGUUUUGUCCACAUGCUUUUCCGCUACAA
Dicentrarchus labrax (European seabass) is the source of this 4903-nucleotide messenger RNA. RefSeq names its product phosphodiesterase 5A, cGMP-specific, b (gene pde5ab). Gene Ontology annotation, biological process: signal transduction. The record is from RefSeq and is a predicted model, not a curated record. NCBI's taxonomy places the organism in Eukaryota, Metazoa, Chordata, Actinopteri, Moronidae. Gene Ontology annotation, molecular function: protein binding; 3',5'-cyclic-GMP phosphodiesterase activity. The transcript has 23 exons. Bases 343 to 2919 code for a protein of 858 amino acids.